AUGGAUAACAACGUGACCGUCAAUCAAGGGGCUACAAGGCGCACACACACUUAUACUUUCCAUCGUGAGGGUAUGGUUCAAUUGGGGCAAUUGGGUGAAUUGGUCACUGGUCAUAAUGAAACAGUGUUCAGUGACAACUAUGGCAACAUAUUAUCUCUUCUGUACUCGCGUGUCGACGAAUGGGCCUUAUCUACUCUUCUUCAGUUCUACGACCCAGAUAUCCGUUGUUUCACAUUUUCAGAUUAUCAGCUAGCUCCCACUCUCGAAGAGUACUCUUGCCUCCUCAACAUCAAGAUUCAACACAGAGUGCCUUUUGUUUGUGUCCCAGAGAAACCUAGGUUGGAUUACAUUGCCAACGCUCUUUAUUUGAGCUUGGGAGAUGUUCAUGAUAACUGGAAGGAGAAGGGUGAUACACAUGGCUUCUACAUGAGUUUCCUGGUUGAAAAAGCUCAAGAAUUUGCCGACAAAGGGAUAUGGGAGGCUUUCAAUGCUAUUUUGGCCGCUCUAAUCUACGGAAUUGUGAUGUUUCCCAACAUUCACAAGUUCGUGGACUUGGCUGCUAUAUGUCUUUUUAUGGACAAGAAUCCAAUACCCACCCUAUUGGCUGACACGUAUUAUUCUAUUCACUCUCGGCAUGGUAAAAGGGGGGCUAUUCGAGGUUGCUUGCCGCUGUUAUAUAAAUGGUUCAAAUCUCACUUGCCUGCUAGUGGUCCGUUUGUUACCUCUACUCAGAAAUGGUCUCAGAGAAUCAUGGGACUUACUGCAAACGACAUCGUAUGGUAUCAAUUCCGAACAGGUAUAUCUGAAGUCAUUAUCAGGUGCGGAAACUUUGGUAACGUCCCGCUCAUUGGGACAAGAGGAUGUAUUAACUACAACCCAGUUCUAGCUCUUCGUCAGUUGGGCUAUACCAUGAAGAGUGGGCCUUCGGAUAGGGAGAUUUACCAAUCCGUAUACUUUGAGAGGGGAGCUGACCCUAUAGCGCUUGAGGAAAUCAGGAAGGCCUGGAAUAACAUUCAUAUAGGUGAGAGAUCCACUCUGGGAGCCAAGAAUGCCAUUGCUAUGGAACCCUAUACCGAUUGGGUUAAGAAGAGAGUCAAGACACUUUUGUUACCAUUCCCGGAAGUUCCUCUCUUGUAUGCACAACCUCCGAAGAUAUCAGAAACUAUGGUAUCAAGAGAACGUUUUGACCAGGUCCGCGUCGCCAAUUUGAGACUGAAAGAGAAAGAUAGGGAUAUGGAUUUGAAGCGCUACUUCCUUAAACAGACAAAGAAUGAACUGGCCCGUGAACUUAAAACUCUCAAAGGGGAGUCUUCUCAAGCCAGGAAGAGAGUUAGAACUGAAAAGGACGGAAAAGCUGUUGUUGCUCCUACUGAAGACCCUCAAAAGGUUAUAGAAAAGGCUAUAAAGGAAGAAAAAGAGAAGCUCAGACGAGAGUAUCAAGAAGACCUGAAAGCCCACAAGCUCCGACUGGAGAAAGAAACCAAGUAUGAGUUGAGGACCAUGAAGAAGAAACUGGAAGAAGAGACCACUCAGAGAAUAGCCCUUGAGACCCAACUGAAAGGAAGUCAUCUCCGCACCGCCCGACUAGCUGAAGAGAAUGUCAAGCUCAGAGACCAAAUGAUGAGUGAAGCAAAUGCACUUGAGAAGACCUAUAUCCCAGAAUGCAAAGGGUGUGACGAACUUAGGGAUUGCUGCAAGAAUCUAGACACACAGUUAUUCCGAAAGGAUGAAGUGAUCCAAAGCCUUGUCAAAGGAAGAGAUCGGGAGGCGACUAAGAAGCUAUUUGACGAAACAAAGAAGUGGAGUGAUGCCCAUUUCAGACAAGGAGGGCCUUUGUUCUACAUUGAGAUGAAUUGA
Messenger RNA from Vicia villosa (hairy vetch), 1857 nucleotides. RefSeq lists its product as uncharacterized. Lineage: Eukaryota; Viridiplantae; Streptophyta; Magnoliopsida; Fabales; Fabaceae. The record is from RefSeq and is a predicted model, not a curated record. The coding region runs from base 1 to 1857 and encodes 618 amino acids. The transcript has a single exon.